Messenger RNA from Gadus morhua (Atlantic cod), 2371 nucleotides. RefSeq names its product transmembrane protein 100a (gene tmem100a). The transcript is spliced from 2 exons. Gene Ontology annotation, cellular component: plasma membrane. Bases 689 to 1159 code for a protein of 156 amino acids. The record is from RefSeq and is a predicted model, not a curated record. Gene Ontology annotation, biological process: cellular response to BMP stimulus. NCBI's taxonomy places the organism in Eukaryota, Metazoa, Chordata, Actinopteri, Gadiformes, Gadidae.
UGUGUGUAUGUGUGUGUGUGUGUGUGUGUGUGUGUGUGUGUGUGUGUGUGUGUGUGUGUGUGUGUGUGUGUGUGUAUGUGUGUGUGUGUGUAGGUGUACGUGUACGCGCGCGCGUACACGUAAACGCGCGCCCAAGGGGUAAAUAAACGAGCUCCGCACUAAGGGGUUAAGGAGGGCUCGAAUAAAACCGAGCGAAAGAGUUGGAGAGCAGCAGCCAGCUACCCGGUCCCUGGUCCACGAGCAGAGCGGUUCAAUGAAGAUCAAAGAGGCAGAGCGGAGACAGCAGAGACACCCAACUGAUUAACAGCAGGGGUCCCGUCACGGCGACCGGAGACACCCGACUGAUAAACAGCAGGGGUCCCGUCACGCGACCGGAGACACCGGAGUGAUUAACCGUCGGGGUCCCGACACGGCGACCGGAGAGCCGAGCCAGAGCAGAAAGGAGCCCGACGCGACCGGAGGACCGGAUAGACCGGAGGACCGGACCGAUGGUCCGCACUGCGCUGCUCUCGGAGAAAACUCUUCAGGUGGAUUAGCCGAGGACGUUCUGUUUGAAAGCGAGCGAAAUGGAACCCUCCUCUUCCUGCUGAGACGACGGGAACGUCGGUAGAAGAAGAGCGGAUUUAAAGCCCCGGUCAACAGGAGGCGCAUCAAGUAACCCUUCUUAAGGAACCCGUUUCUCGCCGCGAUGCCCGAAGCGACCGCCAAGAGCGCCGCGAUGACGGCACCGCCGUCCCCCGAGCGCGUCCCGCCGGCGGACAAACCCAACAACAACAACGAGGAGGAGGAUCUCUGCGCCCCGGCUCCCGCCCCCGCCCACGUCAGCAUCCCAUUGGUCAACGAGCACCAGCUGACGGCGGCCACGGGUGGGGCGGAGCUGUCGUGCUACCGCUGCACCGUGCCGUUCGGCGUGGUGGUGCUGAUCGCCGGCGUGGUGGUCACCGCCGUGGCCUACAGCUUCAACUCGCACGGCUCCACCAUCUCCUACUUCGGUCUGGUGCUGCUGUCCGCCGGCCUGCUGCUGCUGGCCGCCAGCGUGGCCUGCUGGAGGGUCAGGGUGGGCCGCCGGAAGGAGCGGCGGCGGGAGAGCCAGACCACCCUGGUGGCCCCCCGCAAGAGCAUCUUCGGCGAGAGGCUGCCCCCCGGCCAGCAGAGGUGAUCGCCUGGGGGAGAGGAAACGAGACAGAACUGAGUUUGACUCAAAUUGUUUUUGAGUCACGUAUUUACAGGAGGGCGGACUGCUAAGGCCCAGGGAGGGGAGCCUUUAAGACCCCGGCCUCCAGGCCAGACUUUGAGCGGCUCAGAGGAGAGCUAGGCGGAACGAUGGGGAAGUGUUGUACGCAGAACGCAAGGCCCUUCCAUUUGUCAAACAGACACAAUACAUCUGGCCCGCAGGGCGGGGAACCCAUUCAGCCCCAGCCAGACCUCGAUGAAGAUGAAUUAUCCCUGUGUAGUGCCACGGAGAGGAAGUCAGCCAUUCCUCCAGUGAUACAUCUGUUGGCUUCACUGGGGAAAGAAGGGGGGGAGGGAAGAGAAGGAAAAAAUGAAGAAAUCCAGGAGGGUGAAUCAUCUAGCAUGUGUCCAGUUGGACGUUUCCUAAUCCUGCUGGAGCUCUGGAAGGGAAGACAUUGUUAACACAGCCUUAUGCCCUGGGAUGGUACUUAUAUAAGCAUUUAGUUAUUAACCAGUGUUAAGAGCCAUUGAAAGUUUCCUUUGUGAAGGGGGAUUGAUGAGGCCCGUAUGAACGACAAGUAAGGAGAGAAGGCGAAUGCGUCAAACAGCCUUGAAUGUGUAUAUUCAUUACCUAAGCACUUUACUCAAAAUUAUCCAAGCUACUAUCCAAACUAUUCUUUGUAAUGACAAAGCGUGCCGGCAUCUGGUGUAUUGUCUGUACCUCCUGUCGGCGUACGCAGCAUAUCAACGUGUACUGUGAUCACUCUGCACUGCAGAAUAUUGUGCAUGGCUCGCCUCUGAGCGGCGGAGGCAUGAAUUGUUAAUAGACGUUCAAAAGGUUAAAUAAAGCGUUCAUUAGACAUUCAUUCAUUUUUAAUUAUUUCAUUAGGCUGAGUCGGGUCUGUUCUAAGAGCGCAGGAAGCUGUCAUUAAGUUCCGAGGGACUGGGGUCAUUCUAGAGCCGAAUCUGAACCUCGUUACCUCUUCUGCCUUGAAGUUCAACCAUCUCUUUUCUACAUUUCACUUCGUAGUCAUAAUGAUAAUCAACAGAGAAAUUCGAUCAUUUGAAGUAGAGUAAAUCAUUGCACAACAUGCCGUCACACAAGGUAUCCGUCUAUUUGCAUAGUCCUGUUUCAGCAGACCGAUACCAGAUGCGGGGUCAGGGGUCAAACAAACCAAUAAAACCAACCAAAAACAUC